This is a messenger RNA of Protopterus annectens (West African lungfish), 2753 nucleotides long. Its product is annotated as serine/threonine-protein kinase TNNI3K. Bases 114 to 2621 code for a protein of 835 amino acids. The transcript has 25 exons. The record is from RefSeq and is a predicted model, not a curated record. Gene Ontology annotation, biological process: protein phosphorylation. Lineage: Eukaryota; Metazoa; Chordata; Ceratodontiformes; Protopteridae. Gene Ontology annotation, molecular function: protein kinase activity; ATP binding; protein binding.
AAGUUUUAUCAGUAGAACAGACACUGCACAUGCCCAGGUAUAGAAGUACUGUACUAACAUUAAUAAGUGGAUUUUGAACUACCUUAACAAAGACAUAAACCAAAAGAAUUCAUAUGGGGAAUUAUAAAUCCAGACCUACACAGACUUGUACAGAUGAAUGGAACAAAAAAGUAAAUGAAUCUUACUCUGUUGUUAUUGAAAGACUCGAAGAUGACCUAAGGAUCAAAGAAAAUGAACUUGUGGAACUAAACCAUGUUUUUAGCUCUGAUGAAGCCUUCAGCAAGGUCAACAUGAACUAUCGAACAGAAAAUGGUCUCUCGCUUCUGCAUAUGUGCUGUAUUUGUGGUGGGAAUAAGUCACACAUUAGAACACUUAUGCUGAAAGGGUUACGACCCUCAAGACUAACACGAAAUGGAUUUACAGCUCUUCAUUUGGCCGCAUAUAAGGACAAUGCUGAGGUGAUAACAGCCUUGCUGCAUGGUGGUGCAGAUGUCCAACAAGUUGGAUAUGGUGCUCUGACAGCUCUUCAUAUUUCUUCCAUAUCAGGCCAUCAUGAGGCUGUUGAUAUUUUAUUACAACAUGGUGCUUACGUCAAUGUCCAGGAUGCUGUCUUCUUCACACCCUUGCACAUCGCUGCCUACUAUGGCCAUGAACAGGUAACGAGGCUUCUGCUGAAAUUUGGAGCAGAUGUAAAUGUAAGUGGAGAAGUUGGAGAUAGGCCUCUGCAUUUGGCCUCAGCUAAAGGAUUCCUUGCAAUUGUCAAGCUGCUAAUGGAGGAAGGAAGCAAAGCUGAUGUGAAUGCACUGGACAAUGAAGACCACAUCCCAUUACAUUUUUGCACAAGAUUUGGCCACCACGAGAUUGUAAACUACUUGCUACAAGGAAAUUUCGGUCUAAAACCUCAUGCAGUUAACAUUUAUGGUGACACACCCCUGCACUUGGCUUGCUAUAAUGGAAAAAUGGAAGUUGUCAAGGAGUUACUGCAGCUGUCUGGAACAGAGAGCUUGACAAAGGAGAACAUCUUCAGUGAAACUCCAUUUCACAGUGUCUGCACAUAUGGAAAAAGCAUAGAACUAAGCAAAUAUCUUCUAAGUCUCAACAUUAUAAGUAUCAAUCAUCAAGGAAGGGAUGGACAUACAGGACUACACAGCGCUUGCUAUCAUGGUCAUAUUCGAUUAGUUCAGUUCUUACUGGAUAAUGGAGCAGACAUGAACUUGGUGGCAUGUGACCCCAGUCGUUCAAGCGGAGAGAAAGAUGAACAAACUCCUCUGAUGUGGGCCUAUGAAAAAGGCCAUGAUGCAAUUGUUACUCUUCUGAAGCAUUAUAAGAGACCCCAGGAUGAAUCUCCAUGUAAUGAGUACUCCCACCCUGGUGGUGAUGGUUCUUACGUUUCUGUGCCAUCACCUCUCGGGAAGAUUAAAAGUAUGACUAAAGAAAAAGCAGACGUCCUUCUUUUACGUGCCAGCUUACCGUCCCAUUUUCAUCUUCAGCUGUCUGACAUUGAAUUUCAUGAGAUUAUCGGAACAGGUUCAUUUGGAAAGGUAUAUAAGGGGAGAUGCAGAAAUAAAAUUGUUGCCAUUAAAAGGUAUCGAGCCAAUACAUACUGUUCCAAAUCAGAUGUGGAUAUGUUUUGCCGAGAAGUUUCAAUCCUCUGCAGGCUUAAUCAUCCAUGUGUAAUUCAGUUUGUCGGUGCUUGUUUAGAUGACCCCAGCCAGUUUGCCAUUGUUACUCAAUACGUUUCGGGAGGCUCACUCUUUUCCUUGCUGCAUGAACAAAAAAGGAUUAUAGAUCUUCAGUCUAAGCUGAUCAUUGCUGUUGAUGUUGCCAAAGGAAUGGAGUAUCUUCACAAUCUCACACAACCUAUUAUACACAGAGAUCUAAACAGCCAUAACAUUCUGUUAUAUGAAGAUGGACAUGCUGUGGUAGCAGAUUUUGGAGAAUCCAGAUUUCUUCUGUCAAUGGAUGAAGAUAACAUGACAAAGCAACCAGGGAACCUUCGGUGGAUGGCCCCAGAGAUUUUCACACAGUGCACCCGCUAUAGCGUGAAGGCCGAUGUUUUCAGUUAUGCACUCUGUCUUUGGGAGCUGCUAACAGGAGAAAUUCCAUUUGCACACUUAAAACCAGCUGCUGCAGCAGCCGACAUGGCUUAUCAUCAUAUUCGACCUCCAAUUGGGUAUUCCAUACCAAAGCCCAUAUCAUCACUGUUAAUGAGAGGAUGGAAUGUAUGCCCUGAAGAAAGACCAGUAUUUUCUGAAGUGGUUGCCAAGCUGGAAGAAUGUCUGUGUAACAUUGAGCUGAUGUCUCCAGCCUCCAGUAACAGUAGUGGUUCAUUAUCGCCCUCUUCAUCUUCAGACUGCUUGGUUGCUCGUGGAGGUCCAGGUCGCAGUCAUGUGGCAGCAUUACGUACUCGCUUUGAGCUGGAAUAUGCUUUAAAUGCAAGGGCCUAUGCAGUUUGGACACAGAGCACUGGACGACGUCCAUCCCAGGGCCUGUCACUGGAUGACCUAAGAAAAAAUCUGCAAUAUCCACCAAUCGACAAGAAUGGUUAUGUCUCGGACCCCAUGAGUACUAUGCGUCUUCAUUCUUGCAGCAGUAAUGGCAGCUUUGAAGACAGCAGCUGAUACAGAAGCACCAUGCCUGAGAAGCAGUUCAUCUUCAAGAUUCAGCAGUAACUGUGACCAUCAUGUUGGAAUUCCAUUUACAAACAGCAAGUUCAGCCUGUGUUCUGAAACCUUGCAGAGGUGUAGAUCUUU